AUGGCCAACGCGCUGCCCCCCCGCCUGUUCCUGGCCCUCCUGCUCCUGCUGGGGGGCAUUAAGGGGGGGACAGAGGGGGACCUGGUGCUCACGCCCUGCCUCACCGUGCAGGACACCGGGGAGCUGUGCCUGCAGAGCGCCCAGUGCCAGAGCUGCUGCUGCCACCGGGACAGCGGCCUGAGCCUGGCCCGAUGCGCACCCAAGGCGGCCGAGUUCCAGAAAUGCUCCCCGAAGAGCCUCUAUGGGGUCUACUACAAGUGUCCCUGCGAGAGCGGCUUGACCUGUGAAGUUGAUAAGACCAUCGUGGGCGUCAUCACCAACAGCGACUUCGGCAUCUGCAAGGAUCCCCGGAGGUCCAGCUCGUGUUGA
Egretta garzetta (little egret) is the source of this 369-nucleotide messenger RNA. It is a transcript of the gene CLPS, whose product is annotated as colipase. Gene Ontology annotation, biological process: positive regulation of catalytic activity; lipid catabolic process; digestion. Lineage: Eukaryota; Metazoa; Chordata; Aves; Pelecaniformes; Ardeidae. Gene Ontology annotation, cellular component: extracellular region. The transcript has 3 exons. The record is from RefSeq and is a predicted model, not a curated record. Gene Ontology annotation, molecular function: lipase binding; enzyme activator activity. The coding region runs from base 1 to 369 and encodes 122 amino acids.